AUGGAUACUAUCCGCACCAUACUCGCGCAGGCAGGAAACACCACCAAAGCUGCAGAUGGGAUUGUCGUCUGCGUCUCUCCUUUCUCAUCCAGCUUCAGCUUACUCCCUCGCCUCCAUGUCUACUUCUGCUUCACCGUUGCCACUGCCUUCUGGCCCUUCUACAACACCCGCCCCGUUAAGGCUGCCUAUGUCUUCUCUAUCUUCUACGCAGUACUUUCCGCCGUACACUCCGCUGCGAACUUUGCGUUACUGGCACGAGGAAGCACCAGAGACCAUUUCCUCGGGCCCGAUCUUUUCCACCACUACAGAACCAUAGCACUAGGGAUCUUUUUCUGCACAAGGCUUGUUUACUCGCCGCGCGGUCGUCCCCUCACCAACGACCAAUUCAAAUUGAUCCACUCCUUGCUCAUUGUUCUCGCUGUAGCUGGUGUUGCAGGCAACAUUGCCAUCCGCCAUGUGGCUCGCAACAUCACCAGCAAUGAGUCGAUAUGCCAGGCCGCGCACGCCGUUCUCCUCCCCCAAAAGAUAGUCUUGGGAGACCACAGCAAGUACGACGGACUUUUCUCCAGUCUCGAGGAGACGCCUUAUAUCUCCAUUCAUCCAUGGGCAAACGCCCGAAUCUCGCAACCCACCAGCAAGGUCACGCCAAACACCUUUUUCCAAGCCCUAAAACUAGCCGGCCGUGCGAUCCUGCUCUACAACGAUUCCGGCUUUAUCAUCGUCACCACAGCGGUCCUAUUAUCCGUCCAAGCAGAAAUAAUCUAUUACAAUCUCCAGUUCCCAGCGAGCCUAACCAGCGGUAUCCUACCACACUGGUCCAUCUGGGUCCUCACGCUGCUGUAUCUCACCACCGAGGCCGGAAUCUGGAUACAUGGACUCCCCGAAAGACUUCGUCAAGAACGCACUGCCCGCCAUAAAAAAGAAGCUGCAGAAGCGGAAAUUCAGCGCAUCCUGAAGCCGCUGAAAGAUGGCGAGAUUCAUAUCUAUCUGCAGCCUCGUGAAGAUAUACAACCGCCGUAUGGUGGUGAAAUCACGUAUGAAGAGGCUGCCCUUUAUUGUCGAGCACUUCCUGAGUUUAUUCCGGUGUUUGAGGAUCUAAUUCGACUUCUAAAGGCGAAUAAAGAAAUGAAAACGCGGCUGGCGAGGUAA
Molecule: messenger RNA, 1149 nt
Organism: Aspergillus puulaauensis
Lineage: Eukaryota; Fungi; Ascomycota; Eurotiomycetes; Eurotiales; Aspergillaceae
Exons: 2
Coding region: 1-1149 (382 amino acids)
Source: RefSeq, a predicted model, not a curated record